Pan troglodytes (chimpanzee) is the source of this 1191-nucleotide messenger RNA. It is a transcript of the gene TMIGD3, whose product is annotated as transmembrane and immunoglobulin domain containing 3. Gene Ontology annotation, cellular component: plasma membrane. The record is from RefSeq and is marked inferred. The coding region runs from base 52 to 852 and encodes 266 amino acids. The transcript has 6 exons. Lineage: Eukaryota; Metazoa; Chordata; Mammalia; Primates; Hominidae. Gene Ontology annotation, molecular function: transmembrane signaling receptor activity.
GUGGCUGUUGGAAGCUUCUGUGGCAGUUGGUAGAGACCACCAGUUGGACCAAUGGAAGGGUCUCCAGCAGGACCCAUUGAGCAGAAGGAGGCCAGGUGGGAAAGCUCCUGGGAAGAGCAGCCAGACUGGACACUGGGCUGCUUGAGUCCUGAGUCACAAUUCAGAAUUCCUGGGCUCCCUGGGUGCAUUCUAUCAUUCCAGUUGAAAGUUUGCUUCCUUCCAGUCAUGUGGCUCUUCAUUCUACUCUCCUUGGCUCUCAUUUCAGAUGCCAUGGUCAUGGAUGAAAAGGUCAAGAAAAGCUUUGUGCUGGACACGGCUUCUGCCAUCUGCAACUACAAUGCCCACUACAAGAAUCACCCCAAAUACUGGUGCCGAGGCUAUUUCCGUGACUACUGCAACAUCAUCGCCUUCUCCCCUAACAGCACCAAUCAUGUGGCCCUGAGGGACACAGGGAACCAGCUCAUUGUCACUAUGUCCUGCCUGACCAAAGAGGACACGGGCUGGUACUGGUGUGGCAUCCAGCGGGACUUUGCCAGGGAUGACAUGGAUUUUACAGAGCUGAUUGUAACUGAUGACAAAGGAACCCUGGCCAAUGACUUUUGGUCUGGGAAAGACCUAUCAGGCAACAAAACCAGAAGCUGCAAGGCUCCCAAAGUUGUCCGCAAGGCUGACCGCUCCAGGACGUCCAUUCUCAUCAUUUGCAUACUGAUCACGGGUUUGGGAAUCAUCUCUGUAAUCAGUCAUUUGACCAAAAGGAGGAGAAGUCAAAGGAAUAGAAGGGUAGGCAACACUUUGAAGCCCUUCUCGCGUGUCCUGACUCCAAAGGAAAUGGCUCCUACUGAACAGAUGUGACUGAAGAUUUUUUUAAUUUAGUUCAUAAAGUGAUGCUACAACAGAAUAAUCACCAUGACAACUGGCCCACACCUCAGAGACUGAUUCUGAUCUCCCAGGAAUUCUGAAGGACCCUCUAUCCUUGACAACAAUCAUUUGCAGCCAGGUAGCAAUGGCGGUAGUCAGAGGAGCUAUGAUAGACCACACCCAAGCAAGGCUGCCCUCAAAUAACAUCUCAAGAUCUUAGUUCUUAUGCAUUCCAUCAGUCAGAAGUGAAGAAGAGGUGGAGAAUCUGGAUUGGGGACCAGGAAAUCACUUGUAUUUUGUUAGCCAAUAAAUUCCUAGCCAGUGUUGAAUGAA